Molecule: messenger RNA, 762 nt
Organism: Psilocybe cubensis
Lineage: Eukaryota; Fungi; Basidiomycota; Agaricomycetes; Agaricales; Agrocybaceae
Exons: 3
Coding region: 1-762 (253 amino acids)
Source: RefSeq, a predicted model, not a curated record
AUGGCUGAAGGAAGCACUAAUGCAUCCAAUGAAGAUUCUGGUCAUGCAUAUGGAAUCAUGUUUGGACCUGCAGGUAUGCCUAGGCCUGGGUCUAGAGAUGCAUUUGAAAUCUUUGAUGGGAGAUAUGAUGAAGUGAAAUCAUUCCUUAAAGUUAUAGAUCAAUUAUAUGCAAAAUACAGAAUCACAUCUGCAGCUGAUAAGGUUUCAUUGGUUUUGGAUUACUGUGCACCUGCAGUUAAAAACUACAUCAAAGUUACCGAGGAAUUUACUGCUAAUAAUUGGGAAAAGCUCAAGGACAAUCUACUCAGAGCUUAUGAUGCAGAACAACAAGAACCCAUUUAUGACAUGACAAAAAUUCACUGUGCAGCAGAAUGCCAAUCUGAGAGACCUAUCACCAACUUAAAGCAGUGGAAAAAGUAUGUUGUCAAGUAUACUACCCGAGCAGGACAGUUGUUAAAGAAAGGAAGGAUGGAGGCCAAGGAUCAUGACCGCACUCAACCUUACAAGGUUCAGGAUGUAAUCAAGGUUGCAGAACAGCAUUUCAAGCAAGAUCAAUUCAUGAAUCAGAAUCUGAAAGGCAUUCUUGACGCAAGUGAAGUUCAAACCGCAAGGCUAGUUGCAAAAGGAAAGAUCCUUACAAAAAGAAAUAUGAACGUCUCCGAAAAGAAGAAAAGGAAAGGAAAGAAGCUAAGCAAGAAACUUCUACCAAGCAAGCCACAAAUUUGCCUAAAAGUGAAAUGGAUCACUUGGUUGAAAGUUUAA